UGCGUCAGUUCAGUAAGACAUGUUCUUUUUGGCCAUCGGUCAAAACACUGUGCAGUGUUGCAAGUACAUUUUAUUUAAUUUAAGGGGUUUUCAAGGUAGCAAAUUUAAUAGCAGACUGUGUCGUGGUCACAUGCGGCUUCGUCCUGCAACUAAAUAUCCAACUGUACUUUCCGUUGGUCACGGGAAAUCAGCAGAACUGAGUUAGUAUGUUUACUAGUGAUGGGAAGGUCGACUCACUUUACUGAUUCGGGUCUUUUCGAAUUAAAGAUCCGGAUAAAAACGAAUCUUUCGACUAAUUUCGUUCAUUUAAAAAACAACCCCUAAACAAGGUGUUUAAUAAGUUUAUUCAUCCAUUUAUGCUGUUUUGACCAAAAUAGCACAUUGAUUAUUGACAAUUCUCUCGUCCAUUCUGGAGGGAAAGAGCCUGCAAGACAUAAAUCAUGCAGUCGGUCCAUUAAGUGCCUUGGCGGCGAAGAAAGUAAAAUAAAAAGAACCAAACCCACAAUAGUGUGCAACUUGUUUCAGCGUCAUCAAGGUGAACGAGAUUCGAAGAUCCAAAAGAGCCAUGGAUGAUCGUUCAUUUCCUUCAUUGUUCCUUCCGUGGCACCAUAUAUCCAUGGAGCGUGUGAUGGGUGGAGUGGUGCCUCUGGUACUGGGUGGCCUGGGGCUAGUUCUGCUCUACCGGCUGAUUCAGAGGGUUAAACAAGGGGCUGUAAUCCAGGACGCUGUGGUGGUCAUCACUGGAGCCAGCUCUGGUCUGGGGAGAGAGUGUGCUCAAGUGUUCCAUGAUGCUGGAGCAAGGCUUGUCCUGUGUGGCCGGGAUGAAGCCAGGCUACAGGAUGUGGUUCAGGAGCUCAAAACCACUACAGAUAACAGCCAGCGACAGACAUACACCCCCAGAACGGUGACCUUUGACCUAUCCAACACAUCAGAGACCGUUGCCAUGGCUGCGGAAGAGAUCCUGAGGUGCUACGGCCACGUGGACAUCCUCAUCAACAAUGCCGGUAUCAGUUACCGCGGCAACAUCCUGGACACUCAUAUCUCUGUACAGAGGAACGUCAUGGAUACCAACUACUUUGGGCCCAUAGCUCUUACUCAAGCCCUCUUGCCAUCUAUGGUUCGCCGGCAUAGUGGACACAUAGUGGUGAUCAGCAGUGUCCAGGGGAAGAUCUCAAUCCCUUACAGAUCUGCUUAUGCGGCCUCCAAACAUGCGACACAGGCCUACUUUGACUGUCUAAGGGCAGAGCUGGAGCACUACAACAUCCAGGUGACUGUGGUCAGCCCAGGGUAUAUAAAAACCAACCUGUCUCUAAACGCCGUCACCGGGGAUGGCUCCAAAUAUGGAGUUGAAGACAAGACGACCACUGCGGGUCGUGAUCCGAAAGAUGUUGCCCAAGUGGUUCUGAUGGCUGUGCGUCACAGAAGUAAAGACAUUGUACUGGCUGGACUCCUUCCAACUCUGGCUGUCUACAUUCGCACACUAUGGCCCACCCUCUUCUUCAAACUCAUGGCCACUCGCGCUCGCAAGGAGCAGAAACCCAAAGAUGAGUGAGAAGUUUGAGAAAUUAGGAGUGAGAAUGGAGAUUGUUGAUGUAGCGAAAAAAAAUAAUCAGGUUUGGGGUAAAAAAAUGUAUUACUCCUUUUUCUUUCAAUUGGCCACAAUACGCAGACAGCAGCAUAUAAAUUGAAUUGGAAUACAUUCAUCACAUUUCAAUGGCCAGUGAUAUUUUUACUUUGACUCCAUGUUUGGUUACCAAGUUUAAUAUUUAAAAUGGUAGGUGUACUUCAUUUACAACUGAAAAAUAAUGUCAAAUGAUUGAGACUCAUGUUUCAUUGCUCAUUUGAAUGUCUUUAAAAAAUGUUUAAAUUCUAUUUUCAGUCUGAUUUUGUUCAGUUGUUUUGUUUUAAUGCCACAGUUUGAUGGGUACACUGAGGUAUUAAAGACUGGGUGUGUUUCUCCAAACCAUACCAUACCAUCUUCUUCCGCUUAUCCGGGACCGGGUCGCGGGGGCAGCAGUCUAAGCAGGGAUGCCCAG
Molecule: messenger RNA, 2036 nt
Organism: Esox lucius (northern pike)
Lineage: Eukaryota; Metazoa; Chordata; Actinopteri; Esociformes; Esocidae
Gene: dhrs7b
Product: dehydrogenase/reductase (SDR family) member 7B
Exons: 8
Coding region: 566-1552 (328 amino acids)
Cellular component (GO): membrane
Molecular function (GO): oxidoreductase activity
Source: RefSeq, a predicted model, not a curated record